This is a messenger RNA of Hermetia illucens (black soldier fly), 1064 nucleotides long. RefSeq lists its product as uncharacterized. The record is from RefSeq and is a predicted model, not a curated record. Lineage: Eukaryota; Metazoa; Arthropoda; Insecta; Diptera; Stratiomyidae. Bases 214 to 711 code for a protein of 165 amino acids. The transcript is spliced from 4 exons.
AGGCAUGUCUAUCUGUAAGCAACAGCGUUCAAGUCUCGGGCCUGAGCAACCAAGUCGAUCUAAAGCCAUUUAGUACCAUUUUGAUCGUUAGACAGUGCUUCCAACGGAGCUUACGGCGGUAUAGUGAUCGCGUAGAUUCGGAUACGUAUUUACUCUUGGAUACAUAGUCGAUCAAUCCAGGGAAUCGUAACAAAAAUAUUUUAUCAGGCAAUUAUGGCCGGCCCCCUUUUGAAAACGUGCUGCCUAUGUCAGUCCCUGCGUACAGGUUCUGUAAUAUCGGGCGUGUGCGGAAUUUUACUUGCAAUCGCUGCGCUUAUUCUGAUGUUUGUUUCACGAGUGGAAUUCAAAACGAUAUUGAUAGAUUGGCUGCCCUCGUCGGUUGUUAAAAUUAUUCUCGCUAUAAAUCUAUGCAUGACAAUCUUCAUUUCCACACUGCUAAUCGUUGGAACGCUGAAGCGUAAUCACUAUCUGAUGCUGCCUUGGGUAGUUUUAGGAAUAGUUCUUGCCGUAGGUCUUCUAGUCUCCGUUAUUUAUACCUCGGUUGUAUUUUUCAUUGAUGGAUUCGUUUUAAUGGGAGCACUUUGGUUGGUUUUCGGCUUAUUAGCUGUUGUUAUCUACGUUUACAUGUGGUGCGUAGUGUACAGCUACUUCACAAUUCUACGACAAGAGAAUGACCGAGGACUGUAUAAUAAACAACCUUAUAGGAGAUGAACAAUACAACGUUAAUCCCAAUUUGCAUCAAAUUAAUGCUAAUCAAGACUAAAAAGCUUUUUCUGUCGAAUAACCAUACGAAAAUGUCAAGCGAUGUUUUUAUUAUUUAUCAAUAGGUUAAUUUAUUAUUUUGAUAUGCCAUUUUAUGAAACAAUGCUUUAAUUUUUUAAAUAAAAGUACAAUGUUUUUCGAUAUUUCUAUAUUAACUGAGUACACUGUAACAUGGAGCACGACGGUAGCAAUUAAUCUUCCUAACAAGUGAAUAUUCACUUCUGGAGUAGAAUAGUAACGAAUCUGGAAUAAUUUAACUAUCGAAUGAGAUUAUCGAGAAAAUAGAGAUAUAAACAAACCAA